UUGCACUCACUCAAAUUCCGCAUUGCUCCUCGCUUGCUUGCCCCUUCGAUUGCUUGCUGAUAUUCUUUCUCUUCUCGCUCGUAUCAAACUGCAAACCAUCAAACAACAUGACUGGAGAAGUGCGCACCGUCUUCCGUGGUGGGAUUGUGCAUUGCGUAGACGCCUCGACGACGCAGCUGCUUGAGGACGGCGUGCUUGGCCUCGACCAGUCCAACCGGAUUGUCUUUGUGGAGGACGGCAGCCAACUCGCUCUGCUGCAGGAUCGCUAUGGCUUUGCUGCCGACGCGCGCACAAUCCAGCUCAAGCCGCACCAGUUCCUGAUGCCUGGGUUUAUCGACACGCACAUCCAUGCGUCGCAGUACCCAAACGCCGGCACGGGCCUCGACAUGCCGCUGCUCCAGUGGCUCGAAACGUACACCUUUCCCACUGAGGCCAUGUUCGCCAACCCAGAGUUUGCGCAAAACGCCUAUGAGAAGGUUGUGCAGCGAACGCUGCGAUCUGGCACGACCGCCUGCUCGUACUUUACCACGAUUCACCGAGAGGCCAGCACGACGCUUGUUGAGACCUGUGAGCGGUUGGGCCAACGUGCAUACGUCGGCAAGGUGUGCAUGGACCGAAACUCGCCUUCUACCUACAUUGAAGUCACGAACGAGUCAAUCCGCGAAACGGAGGCAUUCGUCCAGGCGACUCUGGCGCGAAACUCUGAGCUGGUCACCCCGAUCGUCACGCCUCGGUUUGUGCCAACCUGCUCUUCGCAGCUCAUGACCGGGCUCGGCGAAGUGGCUCGACGCUACAACGUGCCCAUCCAGUCACACGUUUCUGAAAACGCCGGCGAGAUUGAAUGGGUCAGGCAGCUGCAUCCUCAGUGCAGCAGCUACUCUGACGUGUACGAUGUCCACGGCUUGCUCAACUCGAAAGCCAUCAUGGCUCAUGGCGUCCAUCUGAGCGAGGCUGAGAUGCAGCUCCUUUCGGCCCGCAAGGUCGGCGUGUCCCAUUGCCCAUGCUCCAACUACGGCAUCUUGAGCGGAAUUUGCCGAGUUCGUGACUUGCACCAGCACAAUGUCAAGGUGGGCCUCGGCACGGACGUUUCUGGCGGCCAUAGCCCGGCGAUGCUCGAGUCGCUGCGGCUUGCGCUGAUCGCCUCAAAGACUGUCCACUUCCAAGAACCAGCUCUUGCACCCUUGCGUCUGUACGAAGGCUUGCAUCUGGCCACCCUAGGCGGCGCUGAGGUUAUGGGUCUGCAAGAUCAGAUCGGAAACUUUGCUCCUGGCAAGCAUUUCGACGCAUUAAUCGUCGAUCCGAGCUCCAUUGACUCGCCCAUCGAUGUGUUUGCCAAGGACAAGUUCAGCGAUCGUGUUGAAAAAUUCUUGUUCAACGGCGACGAUCGCAACAUUGUGACAGUUUUCGUGAAUGGCAAGGUGGUCAAGCGUCUCGCAUCUGCGCCCGCCCUCACGGCCGACUUUUAGUGCUCGACGGGUUUUUUUUUCGGCCGCGCUUCUGCUGACAGUUUGAGCCGGCCAAGUUGUGUGUGUGUGUGUGUGUGUGUGUG
This is a messenger RNA of Capsaspora owczarzaki ATCC 30864, 1549 nucleotides long. RefSeq names its product guanine deaminase. Gene Ontology annotation, molecular function: guanine deaminase activity; zinc ion binding. The transcript has 6 exons. The record is from RefSeq and is a predicted model, not a curated record. Gene Ontology annotation, biological process: guanine catabolic process. Gene Ontology annotation, cellular component: cytosol. Bases 108 to 1466 code for a protein of 452 amino acids. Lineage: Eukaryota; Filasterea; Ministeriida; Capsasporidae.